AUGAGCUCCACCGACAUUGAAAAGGCCCACGGCUCUCCCUCCACCAACACUACCGAUCAUUUCGACCUCGACAAGACAGAAUCUACGAGCAGUUCCGAGGCGUCUGAUCUUGCGAAGCCUGUCCCAAGCCCAGCACCCCAGUCAAAAUGGCAACGAUGCCUUGCCGGUUUAACCAGUGGAGAAAAUGGAGGCAUUGUGCGCAUUCACCCCGAAGAGCGAGAGCCUGUCACAUCAUCAACCACGCUUCAUAUGUUUCUCAUGUGGUUCAGCAUGACACUAGCCACUAAUAACAUUGUUGUGGGCUCGAUGGGCACACUUGUGCUCGGGUUGAGCUUCAAGGACGCAGCUCUAUGUGGCAUUUUUGGGUGUUUAAUUGGCACAUCUGUGAUAGGCUAUAUCAGUACAUAUGGCCCAAAGAGUGGAAUCAGAACCUUGAUCACUGCUCGGUAUUCUAUGGGCUAUUACCCUAGCAAAUUCUGCUGCCUCCUCAACCUCUUCACCAAUAUCGGAUACAGCAUGGUUAACAGCGUGGUUGUGUCUGGAGGCCAUCUUUCGGUGUUGGUAGGCAUUACCAUUGUCGCAGUGAGCAGCUGGGCCAUGGCCCUAUUCGGCAUGAAGAUUUUCCAAUUAUACGAGCGAGUGGCUUGGCUGCCCCAGCUUCUAGUACUUUGUAUCAUGAUUGGCUCGGCAGGGCCUCACUUCAACUUCAGCGACGUGGUAUCCGACAAUCCACAGCACCUCGCCGCGAAACGGAUUACUUUCAUUUCCUUGACUUUUUCAAUUGGUCUUGCCUGGGCUCCACUCGCUUCCGACUACUAUGUGUACUACCCUUCAGAUCUCAAAAGCUGGCGGACCUUUCUGGUGACAAUGAUCGCUUCUCUGCAGGCCAUGUCCCUUACUCUGAUAAUGGGAAUUGGACUCGGAAGCAUUCUUGCCAGCUCAGCUUAUUAUGCUGAAAAGUAUGGCACCAGCCCGGGAGGCAUGUUGAUGACAGCGUACGACUCGCUUGGUGGAUUCGGGAAAUUCUGCGCCGUUAUCAAUGUUCUCUCCAUGGUUGCUAACAAUACCCCGGGUUCGUACUCCAUGGGUUUGAACUUACAAAUGCUCGGCGGUGCCUUUGGAAAGGUCCCGCGGCCAGUUUUCACAACCCUCGUUACCGUCAUAUAUGCGGCGUGUGCGAUGGGAGGCCGAGACUCGCUAUAUGAGGUCUUCCAGAGUUUCCUACCCUUGAUCGGAUACUGGACGAUAAUGUUCGUUGUCAUUGUCUUGGAAGAAGACGCCUUCUUCCGGCAAACUGGGGGUAUAUCUGGUCCGAUUGGGACUCUCCCCAUGGGACUCGCAGCAGGAGCAUCUUUUUUGAUCGGCUGGGCAGGUGCAGUUGUCGGCAUGUCCCAAACAUUCUAUACAGGCCCCAUUUCUGAAAUGGCUGGCGGCGGCGAGCUGGGUCUUUGGCUAGGUGCAGGCUUUACGGCGGUAUCAUUCCCACUGUUGCGAGUGCUGGAGCUCCGCUUCAUUGGCCGGUAA
This is a messenger RNA of Penicillium brevicompactum, 1524 nucleotides long. RefSeq lists its product as uncharacterized. Gene Ontology annotation, molecular function: transmembrane transporter activity. NCBI's taxonomy places the organism in Eukaryota, Fungi, Ascomycota, Eurotiomycetes, Eurotiales, Aspergillaceae. Gene Ontology annotation, biological process: transmembrane transport. The record is from RefSeq and is a predicted model, not a curated record. The coding region runs from base 1 to 1524 and encodes 507 amino acids. Gene Ontology annotation, cellular component: plasma membrane; fungal-type vacuole membrane. The transcript has 6 exons.